Messenger RNA from Pseudozyma hubeiensis SY62, 6075 nucleotides. RefSeq names its product likely protein kinase. Gene Ontology annotation, biological process: protein autophosphorylation; peptidyl-serine phosphorylation; intracellular signal transduction. Bases 1 to 6075 code for a protein of 2024 amino acids. Gene Ontology annotation, molecular function: calcium/calmodulin-dependent protein kinase activity; calmodulin binding; ATP binding. The transcript has a single exon. Lineage: Eukaryota; Fungi; Basidiomycota; Ustilaginomycetes; Ustilaginales; Ustilaginaceae. Gene Ontology annotation, cellular component: nucleus; cytoplasm. The record is from RefSeq and is a predicted model, not a curated record.
AUGCAGCACCACAGCAAUCAGCAUGACCAGCCCGGAUCUUCCGCGGAUGCUGGUCCAGCUACGGAGCUCUCAAUGACAGACGAUGCGCCGCCACCACCGCCGCCUGCUUUCAGCGCCCUUUCCUCGGCGCCUCCCUCUCCCGUUCUCGAAAGCUCCCCGCCUUCUCAGCCUGGCUCUUCUCACAAACCGUCUUCUCUGAUACCCACCAUCACCACCACAACCACCUCUUCGCACACAAGUCCGACAGUAUCGCACACAGCAUCACAGCACAGCGCUGCACCCACGUCACAGGCCUCAUCUUCCAAGCAUCGCCACGUUGCGACCGUCGCCUUUCCGUCCAUCGCUCCAUCUCCUGCAGACGCUUCGCUACGCACUUCCUCCCGCUCUGCCACUUCAUCAGCCAGGCAAAGUCGCUCGUCUUCUCCCGCACCUGCGCCGCCGCUACGCACGCUCUCUCAAGGACCCUAUUCGACCGCCAAUGUCAAUGCCACUGAUGCGACCAUCUCCACUCUGACCUCUUCGGAGCGACGCCAGAUCACAGACAGUCUGAGAGCUCACAAGCGUUCUAGCUCGCUCGCCACCAUCAAGACCUGGGCCUCGACCUCCAAACCCUCGCAACCUGGCGCUGGUACACCGAGCGGCAACACUUUAUCCUCAGAAGCACGUCCCGCUCCACCUUCGGGCGACAUGCCUGCACCCACCGCGCCACCAUUUCGGCGCGCGCAGACCUACAGAUUCUCCAGGACCCAGUCGGCUGCACCGCCACAUUCACGCUCUCCAGAGCUUCCUUCAGCUGCUCCGCACGAGCCAUCGGCGCAUCACGCGUCUUCCGAAGAGCUUGAGAAAGAGCAGCAGCGCCUCAAGGCCGCUGCCGCAGCCAAGCUGGCGGAGCAAGAAGCGUGGGAAAAGACCCGUGGCGCGGGUAGUGCGGUGCUUGACCUGCUCAAGCUUCCUCCUAGCAGCGACGAUGACGCAGACGACGACCAAUCGGGAAGCUCGGGAGGUCAAGAUCGUCGGAGUCGAGCAACAACACCAGGGUCUGCCUCGGGCUCAGGCACGAGCAGCGUCAGUCCGAUCGCGACCGGAGACGGCAACGGCACCGGGAAUGGCAACGGCAACGGGAAUGGGAAUGCUCAUUCCAGCAGCUCAAGCUCGUCUCAUACAGAUGGCUCAAGCCGCUCUUCCGUCUCCAAACGCAAGUCGACCAUGCUCAAGCGCACAUGGGACGCGGAACGCGUGCUUCCAGCGCUCGAGGACGUCGAGGCGCGUCGGCACGAUCCCAUCGUCGUCUCCUCCGCCGACAAGCUGCUCAGCAGAGGCAUCUCGGAAUAUACCCUUCUGCCCAAGAUCCUCGGUCGCGGCAAGUUCUCCAGCGUCUUCCUUGCUUCCAAGCCUUAUGGUCCUACAGGAGAUCCGCAGCUGUUUGCGAUCAAACAUACCCCUCUCUUUCCGCACCACCCUCUGAUCGCGACCCGCUUGCUCCGUGAGCCCACCCUUCUGGCCGAGCUGCCGCCGCACCCCAACCUCGUCAAUGUCUACGAGACCAUCCGCACACCAGGCCAUUUCUACCUUGUCGAAGAGUAUCUCGAUGGCUACGUCACUCUGGAAGCCCUCCUACCCAUGCGCUCCGAGCAGUCACCACCGCACCAUCCGAUUCUACCCACCGGCGUUGCCAAUUGCGUCCUAGAUCAGCUCCUUUUAGCGGUGCAUGCCAUCCACCACCCGCUGCAGAUCUGUCAUCGUGACAUCAAGCCCGAAAACAUCCUCGUACAUCCCGACACGUUACAGCUCAAACUCCUCGAUUUCGGCCUUGCAACCCACUUCAGUCGCAGCGAAGCUAAGCUGUCAACUUGCUGUGGCAGUCCUGCCUUCCACUGUCCCGAGAUCGUCACAGCCCUUCGCAACCCGCUCGGCACUGUACACUACUGGGGACCCGAGGUCGAUGCCUGGACUUGCGGUAUCACCAUGCUACGACUGCUCACCGGCAUCCGUUAUCCCAUUGGGGCCUCGCACACAAGCGUUCGAUCCAUGAGCAUCCGAGCCCAGCGCGCCGUCGCGACCAUUAAGGAUCCCGAGCUCCGUGAUCGUGUGGGCAAGUUGCUCGAAGUCAACGGCGAACGCAGGAUGCGCAAUUUCCAAGAUCUGGUUAAGGCGCUCGAAGCAUCGGCGGAAGAACCUGUCCAGCGUGGUAUAAAAGAGUUCAAGAGCACCACCUUCAUCCCUGUCGAGCCUCAACACAAGAUGAAUUUGCCGCUCGUCAUCGGCCCGGCUGCCGAAGCUGCUGUCACCUCUCCGCUCCUGCCCAGCGGCGCCACUGCUUCGGCUUCGGCUUCGAAGCGCACCACUCCCAUCAGCUCGGGACCCACUUCACCAACGUUGACCGACGCCGACGCCCCAGAUGCCCACGUCUCCCCUGCGCCCACGCUCCUGCUUAGCAAUCCAACUUGCCAGCCGGCUCAACGCGUCUUAUCGUACGUCAAGUAUUGCCUGCGUUGCGCCGGCAUCCUGUAUCACUGUUGGCCCGACACAAGCUCGACCGCAAGCCUGCCAUCCACACCCGGUCCGUUCGACGCUGCAUUUAGAGACUUCAACAACAGCGCUCGAUCGAGCGACAAUCUGUUGGCGCUGUCAUCGGCACAUACGGAUGGUCACGUCCCUGCCUCUUCAUCGCCAAGCACACCGUUCCCCAUCCAGGCGGCACGUUCCGAGCGCGAUCCGUACUCACACAUUCACGUCUUCGAGUGCGUCCUCGAGAUCGCCGAUCCGCCCCCAAGUGAUGAAGAAGAGCCGCAGAGCUUGGUACAGUCCAUCUUCAGCGCACUCAGCUUCGGUCGUCGUCCCGCGAACCGACGUAGUCUCUCUACGCCUCCGAAACCCUCAACUCUACAGCCGGCAGGAAUGCCCAGACCUCCUGGAACGCCGGCAGACGCACCAGUGUCGGGUUCCGGCAGCGCUUCAGGCAAGGCGGGCGACGUCAAAUGCCUUACCUUCUACCUCGUGCUUCGUUUCCCCCGACGACCCUCUGGCCAGGUCAGUUUCGUUUCGCCGCGUCCAACUUACAGCCGAUCGUCGAGCGUCGCCAGCUACUCGCAUCGAAACCGCUCACGAGCCUCUUCAGCUGUCGGCGCUGAGAGGGAAGCAGGUGGUCUUCAGAGAGACGUCAGUACCGACAGCCUCACACGCCUUUCAAAAUUGCACAGUAACCAGGCCGAAUUCGUCACGGGCAUCCAUCCGCUCCGCAAAGCUAUGAUUGAUUCCAAUCACACGACGCCGCGCGCCAGUCGCACGUCGAGCCCCGUGGUAGCGCACGGCGAGCUUAGAAAGCGUGAUGCCAAGGAACGUCGCCGAAAGGGUGCAGCAGACUCGGCACACUCCGACCUUGGUCUCACAAUCGAAACGUCACCAGAGCUCUUGCGCAUCGCCGAAAAGCAAGCUCAUGCCAAUGACACUCGGUCACCACGGUCAGCUCCCAACUCGAGAUCGACGAGUCGUGCGCGUUCACGCAAAUCGAGCCGCGUGCGUGCUGGUAGCACCUCUCACAAGAGCUGUGGAUCAAACAAGAUCUUCGUACACGUCACCGAUACUCGCGCACUCGAUGCAGUGCGCAACGCGCUCAGCAUCGGCGGCACCACCACCGACUACAAUCCGGACAUGGAGACAGACAAUGAAGAUCCGGCGACGCUGUGGACCAGUCCCGAUCUUCGCACGAGAGACUUGACGCCUGGCCGGGAACACGAAUCGAGCCUCUUUGCCGGAGCCCUCGACUCGAAGCCGCGACGCUCUGCGUCGGGUCGGCACCGAGCCCAAUCUCUUCGUCAUGCUUCCGGUCUGACUGGGCCCUUCGUAGAAGGCCAAGAAGCCGCUUCAAGUGGCGACGCGGGUCAUCGAUCUCGUCCGACAUGGGCCGACGUUCCCGCCGGCGCAAGCGGCAAGCCCAGAAGCACCAUUUCGCACGGCAGCGACGACCAGGAGCAAUACACACGAGGACGAUCUCUCGGUCCCGCUGGCAGUCUGGGCGCAGCUCCUCCUGUGGGCAUUCCUUAUGCUGCGCAUCCUUCACGUAUGCGUGCUUCGUCCAACCUCGCGUUUGCGGUCGUCCAGGAAGAAUCCUCACCCUCCAACACGGACAAGUCGUUGUCCCAAUCUAGAGCUUCGCAGUCCAAGACCAUGCUGGAUCUACGGGACAAGUCGAACGCUGCACAGUCUGCGCCGAGCGCGCCGGACGACGACACAGUUGCUUCGGGCUCUGAUGACUUUGAUCUCGCUCAGGCAGUCGUAUCGCUCACCGCCACGACUGCUGGAAUGCUGAAUGAGGAAGGCCUGCCCAACCAUUCCGACCUGCUAGAGGCCGUGUCUGGCAUCGCAACGUACCUGCUGCGACUGCAGACCGAGGAUGCCGCUCGCUUCUCGCAACAACUCGAUGCAAUCUCCUUCGACCUCUUCAAGGCCAUGUCUCCUGUCACUGGGCUGGUUGACCGGUCGUCCGGACAGCUUGUGAAAGUCGCUUUUCUGGCCAGACAGGUGAUGGACCUGCUCGGCGAGCAUGCAUCUUCGCGUGAGGUCUACAUGGCAGCCGACAUGCGUUGUGGCGAGAUGCUCCAGUCUGAGGCGCACUGCAUCGAGCUGCCCGAGGCGGAGCAGGCUUGGAGCUCGGCGGCCGAGACCAUCUACCUGAUGCGUCUGCUGAACACAGUGCUUCCACGCAUCCGCACCAAGAAGCCACAGAGCUUCUCGCAGGUGUUUGUGCGACUGCCGCAGUGCCUCAUGGCUGGACUGGCUGCCGCAUCGCAGCAAAGUACGCACGUUGGCGAGCAUCUUGCGGAAGAAGCGGUCAAGACGUGCUGCUCGACGGCGCUCAUCCUGGUCGACUGGGAAGCGCGCUGCAUGUCCGGAUCCGAGCGCGAACCGAUGCGAAAGACUUCCCGUGAGGCGCUGAGCAGGUUCCUGCAAGGCGUCACCGUGUGCUUGCCCUACCUGGCGGGUGCCAAGACGACGUUGGCGGAAGAGUACUUUUACACGCAGAAUCCACGGUACGCUCUGACCGGCAAGGACGAGCCUAGCGCAGUCAAGCGCAACGAGUCGUUAUUUGCCGAGAUUUCAAAGACGCUCGCAUCGCUCGAGAUUGAUUUGGGUUCGAUCUGGUCGAAUGCUCUGAUGGGAAUGUCGCGCGAUCCGGAGGAUGAUGCUACGAGGGAGACGCUGACCGCGUUGGGGAUUGCGGGGUUUGUGCUGCACGUUCAUCUGCUCUACUCGGGGUUUGCAAGGGAUCGUCCUGUCGAAUGGAAAGGUGUACGUGCGCAGACGCAGCUGGAGGCGGCGCUUCCCGUAGCUCUGCUGGCAGCGAGCGGUCAGACGAAAGCGGCGGCAUCGCCGGAUCUGCAGGAGGGCAAGGAGGACGCACUGGCCGAUGCGAGCUUGCUGUGGAUGCAGUGGUGUCUGCGCGGGCUGCAUCAGGAUGCAUCUGCGGACCAACGCGUGUUGCCGACCGACUUGGCGGUGAGUCUGGCGCAGACGUUGGCGACGCAAAGCGUUGUUUCGCCCAGCUCGGUGGCGCGGUUGGCACGGUUCAAGCUGUUGACGGAUCUGCUGGUGCACUGGUGCGAAAGAGGUGCUGCGCUGCAGGUGGUGGAGCAGCUGAUCACGAGUUCGCCUUUUGCGCAGCUGCGCGCGGGCGGCGUGUCGGUUCUGCGGGAAGCACUUGUGGCGUGGCUCAGGUCAGAGGCAGACGAGCAUCAAGUGCCAGUGGAUGCACUGAUAGGAUUGCUCGACAAGAUCACGGUGCUUCCUGACAGCUUGGAAGCAGAGGCAAGCGUUGAAAGGGUGGCGCAGGAGGGUGGACUGCUCGUCGAACUUCUCUCGCUUCUCUACUGGUUGCGGGUGCAGAAUCAACGCUCGUCGAUCGUUCAGAAGGUGCACUCUCAGCUGGGGAGCACCUUGAGCGAAAGGUUCGUCGCUCCCCUAGCAAGGAUACUGGGUAACAUCGGUGAUGGUGAUGCGGACGCGGAUGAGGAAGCUUUGCAGCAGGUGCAAUUGGUCAAGACGGCUUUGGAGCGGUUGGAGGAGAGCAAGAUAUGA